CACAAUUAUGGAACAUAAGUGAUGCAGAUGUACCCGAAUGGUUGGAGUCUGAGAGAAAUUUGAUUGCGAUUGAUGAAAUCUUAAGACCAAUUCUAGAAGAUGAUUCUUUUACUCAAAUAACUGGUGCGCAAAAACUUUAUAUUCUCACUGAUAUGGAAUAUAAUAAUAUUAUUUUAUAUUUUUUCGACAGGCAUACUGAUAAUUCAGAGUUUUUGAAUGCUGUUGAACGCUUUGAUCCGACUAUACUCUAUUUUGAUGAACCUCUAUCUGUUACACAAACUAUAAUAAGACCACGAAGUGGUGUGACUUUACAUGGUAUACAUAGUAACGGUGGUGGUGGGGUUUCUGCAUUUCAAUCGGCUGAUAUAAUUUUCAGUGAACUAGAUGAUUCUGUUGCUAGAUAUGAUCUUUGGGAUCUUGAGAUUUAUUUGGGGGAUGCAUAG
Molecule: messenger RNA, 443 nt
Organism: Racocetra fulgida
Lineage: Eukaryota; Fungi; Glomeromycota; Glomeromycetes; Diversisporales; Gigasporaceae
Source: the annotation of a GenBank genome assembly